This is a messenger RNA of Abrus precatorius (Indian licorice), 919 nucleotides long. Its product is annotated as proteasome subunit beta type-3-A. Gene Ontology annotation, biological process: proteasome-mediated ubiquitin-dependent protein catabolic process. The transcript is spliced from 6 exons. NCBI's taxonomy places the organism in Eukaryota, Viridiplantae, Streptophyta, Magnoliopsida, Fabales, Fabaceae. The record is from RefSeq and is a predicted model, not a curated record. The coding region runs from base 88 to 702 and encodes 204 amino acids. Gene Ontology annotation, cellular component: proteasome core complex; proteasome core complex, beta-subunit complex.
CCCAAAGAAAAGAAAGAUGCUCUAGAAAUACAACAUUUCGCGACUUAGCCCCAAAGAACCUGCGUGGUGUGUUGUUGGGAUCAAAAGAUGUCGAUCUUCGAGUACAACGGAAGUGCCCUAGUGGCUAUGGUCGGCAAAAACUGCUUCGCCAUUGCCAGCGACCGAAGGCUCGGUGUUCAGCUUCAAACCAUAGCCACCGAUUUCCAACGCAUUUCCAAGAUUCACCCAAAACUCUUCAUCGGUCUCUCUGGUCUCGCCACCGAUGCUCAAACACUGUAUCAGCGUCUUGUUUUUCGGCACAAAUUGUAUCAGCUUCGUGAAGAGAGAGAUAUGAAACCAGAGACCUUUGCCAGCUUAGUCUCUGCUUUGCUGUAUGAGAAAAGGUUUGGUCCAUACUUUUGCCAGCCCGUAAUUGCUGGAUUAGGGGAUGAAGACAAACCAUUCAUAUGCACAAUGGAUGCUAUUGGAGCAAAGGAGCUUGCAAAAGAUUUUGUUGUUGCUGGCACUGCAUCUGAGUCUCUAUAUGGUGCUUGUGAGUCGAUGUUUAAGCCUGACAUGGAACCAGAGGAAUUGUUUGAGACCAUCUCCCAAGCAUUGCUAUCAUCCGUAGAUCGUGACUGUUUAAGUGGCUGGGGAGGGCAUGUCUAUGUUGUCACACCAACUGAAGUAAAGGAAAGGAUUUUGAAGGGAAGGAUGGAUUAACUUUUAGGCCACCUUGUCACCUACUUCGUAUCACUUUGUUUUCUGUUUAGUUUGUAGCUGAAUAGCAUUCUACUUACCGUCCAUUGUUAAUGGUUAUCUUGUUAUUGUGGCUCUUCAGUUAAACGUACCCUGAAAAUUAUUUACAAACUGGUUCACUUGUUCUAUACUAUUUAGAUUAUUGGAUAAAGGAAAUUCUAGAGUCGGGCAUGUUGUGAAU